Messenger RNA from Saccostrea cuccullata (small rock oyster), 1334 nucleotides. RefSeq lists its product as uncharacterized. The transcript has a single exon. Gene Ontology annotation, biological process: protein polyubiquitination; proteasome-mediated ubiquitin-dependent protein catabolic process. Gene Ontology annotation, molecular function: protein binding; ubiquitin protein ligase activity. The record is from RefSeq and is a predicted model, not a curated record. Lineage: Eukaryota; Metazoa; Mollusca; Bivalvia; Ostreida; Ostreidae. Bases 21 to 1295 code for a protein of 424 amino acids.
CCUCUGAUGUACAGAACAGAAUGAGUCGGUUACAAAAGGAAUAUGGAGAUCUCUCAACAGCCAUAACAAAACAUGGAGAGAACUGGCACAGAGAAAUUGACAAACUUGUCAGGAAACUUAAAGCUGGAGUUGAUGAGAUGAAAAACACACAGUUACAAACUCUACAGAAACAUCUGGAUAAAAUAAAAAAGACAAUGUCUGACAUCAAGGAUGAAAUCGAUUCAGUCGAAAUGUGUACUGAUACAAAUGACUUGUCAAAACUACUUGGUGUCACAUCCAAUGCAGAUAGAUACAAAAAUCUUCCACACAAAUUAGCACCAUCUCUACCUAAAUUCAUUCCAGGAAAAAUCCAAGGAGAAGAACUUUGUAAAUCAUUUGGAACCUUAUCAUCAAGUUCUUUGACUUCAGAUAAACAUGGCUACAGCAUGAAGACAACACAGAAAUCACCAGAAACUGGAUCCUCUCCUCCAGUCAAACAGCUGCUUGAUGAACCAGAGACUGUCACCAUCAUAGACACUGAGUAUCACUAUGGACUUUACCGUGUGGCCUGUCUGAGUGAUGAAGAAAUCUGGACAAGUGGAAAUGAGAGAACCAUGAAACUCUACUGCAUCAAUCAGGGAUCACUACUCAAGUCAAUCACAACCAAGUCAGUGUACAUACAAUCUGACAUAACAGUGACAAAAAGUGGAGAUCUUGUUUAUACUGAUUAUGAUACAACUGUGAACAUUGUGAAGAAUAAGAAGAUAGAGGAGGUGAUCAGAUUACAGAACUGGGUACCUCUAGGUGUCUGUAGUACCUCCUCUGGUGACCUCCUGGUUAUCAUGGUCAGUGAUGAUAUAAAACAAACAAAAGUUGUCCGUUACUCUGGCUCCACAGAGAAACAAACCAUUCAGUUUGAUGAUAAAGGUAAACCUCUCUAUUCAUCUGGUUAUCAUAACACAUUCUACAUAACUGAGAACAGGAACCUGGAUAUCUGUGUGUCUGACUUGGUAGCUAGAGCAGUAGUGGUGGUCAAUCAGGCCGGGAAACUGAGAUUCAGGUACACUGGACAUACUCCUGCUCCAAAGAACAAAUCAUUCAAUCCACAUGGAAUCACCACAGACAGUCAGAGUCACAUCCUUACAGCUGAUUAUAACAAUCGUUGUGUCCACAUCAUAGACCAGGAUGGACAGUUCCUCCGUUACAUAGACUGUGGACUGAGUAAACCCUGUGGACUGUGUACAGAUACAAAUGACAAUCUGUUUGUUGCUCAAAAGACAAACAGUCAAGUGAAGAAAAUCAAAUAUCUGCAGUAAAAAUCAUCCCAGUAUAGAUUAAGAAUAAUGAAAGCAUUA